AUGGAGACAGGGGAGGAAGAGACGGAGGUGGACGUGGGGACCGACGAACUCGUCGACGCGGCGCCAGUCGUCGAGUCGCCAUGUCACUGCGAGGAACUUGCCACUAUCUCGCGGGGGCUGCUGCGCUACGCGCCGGGUUGUAAAGGUUUGCCACGGGACGGCGGCGGUAGCGGUGGCGGCGGCAAUACGGCUUAUACGGACAGUAGGGGUUGCAGACCCAAGACGCGAAGGAGUACGUUUCAGUGCCGUUGAGUUCUGCAAGUGGUAUUCUUCGUGUC
Messenger RNA from Atta colombica, 278 nucleotides. RefSeq lists its product as uncharacterized. The transcript has a single exon. Bases 1 to 252 code for a protein of 83 amino acids. Lineage: Eukaryota; Metazoa; Arthropoda; Insecta; Hymenoptera; Formicidae. The record is from RefSeq and is a predicted model, not a curated record.